Molecule: messenger RNA, 2276 nt
Organism: Trichechus manatus latirostris (Florida manatee)
Lineage: Eukaryota; Metazoa; Chordata; Mammalia; Sirenia; Trichechidae
Gene: RUNX1T1
Product: RUNX1 partner transcriptional co-repressor 1
Biological process (GO): negative regulation of DNA-templated transcription; DNA-templated transcription
Cellular component (GO): nucleus
Molecular function (GO): transcription corepressor activity
Source: RefSeq, a predicted model, not a curated record
AUGUGCCAUCCUGACACUUUUACUUCUGAUAAGCUCCGAUGUGUGUUUAAUGAAUACAAAGCUGUGGUCUGGGUGCCGCCUCGGCUGCGGCCGCUCUCCUGCGCUCCUUUGCCAGAAGAUCGUACUGAGAAGCACUCCACAAUGCCAGACUCACCAGUGGAUGUGAAGACACAAUCUAGGCUGACUCCUCCAACGAUGCCACCGCCCCCAACAACUCAAGGAGCUCCAAGAACCAGUUCAUUUACACCCACAACGUUAACUAAUGGCACGAGCCAUUCACCUACAGCCUUGAAUGGCGCCCCCUCGCCGCCCAAUGGCUUUAGCAACGGGCCUUCCUCUUCUUCCUCCUCUUCUCUGGCUAAUCAACAGCUGCCCCCAGCCUGUGGCGCCAGGCAACUCAGUAAGCUGAAACGGUUCCUUACUACCCUGCAGCAGUUUGGCAAUGACAUUUCACCAGAGAUAGGAGAGAGAGUCCGCACCCUUGUACUAGGACUGGUGAACUCUACUUUGACAAUUGAAGAAUUUCAUUCCAAACUGCAAGAAGCUACUAACUUCCCACUGCGACCUUUUGUCAUCCCAUUUUUGAAGGCCAAUUUACCCCUGCUGCAGCGUGAGCUCCUCCACUGCGCAAGACUGGCCAAACAGAACCCUGCCCAGUACCUCGCCCAGCAUGAACAGCUGCUUCUGGAUGCCAGCACCACCUCACCUGUUGACUCCUCAGAGCUGCUUCUCGAUGUGAACGAAAACGGGAAGAGGCGAACUCCAGACAGAACCAAAGAAAAUGGCUUUGACAGAGAGCCUUUGCACUCAGAACAUCCAAGCAAGCGACCAUGCACUAUUAGCCCAGGCCAGCGGUACAGUCCAAAUAACGGCUUAUCCUACCAGCCCAAUGGCCUGCCUCACCCCACCCCACCUCCACCUCAGCAUUACCGUUUGGAUGAUAUGGCCAUCGCCCACCACUACAGGGACUCUUACCGACACCCCAGCCACAGGGACCUCAGGGACAGAAACAGACCUAUGGGGUUGCAUGGCACACGUCAAGAAGAAAUGAUUGACCACAGACUAACAGACAGAGAAUGGGCAGAAGAAUGGAAACAUCUUGACCAUCUGUUAAACUGCAUAAUGGACAUGGUAGAAAAAACCAGACGGUCUCUCACUGUACUAAGGCGGUGUCAGGAAGCAGACCGUGAGGAACUGAAUUACUGGAUCCGGCGGUACAGUGAUGCAGAGGACUUGAAAAAGGGCGGCAGCAGUAGCAGCAGCCACUCCAGGCAGCAGAGUCCCGUCAACCCAGACCCCGUUGCAUUAGACGCACAUCGGGAAUUCCUUCACAGGCCUGCUUCUGGAUAUGUGCCAGAGGAGAUCUGGAAGAAAGCUGAGGAGGCCGUCAAUGAGGUGAAGCGCCAGGCGAUGACUGAGCUGCAGAAGGCUGUGUCCGAGGCGGAGCGGAAAGCCCACGACAUGAUCACGACAGAGCGAGCCAAGAUGGAACGCACAGUCGCCGAGGCCAAACGGCAGGCGGCGGAGGACGCCCUCGCGGUUAUCAAUCAGCAGGAGGAUUCGAGUGAGAGUUGCUGGAAUUGUGGCCGUAAAGCAAGUGAAACCUGCAGUGGCUGUAACACUGCCCGAUACUGUGGCUCAUUUUGCCAGCACAAAGACUGGGAGAAGCACCACCACAUCUGUGGACAGACCCUGCAGGCCCAGCAGCAGGGAGACACGCCCGCUGUCAGCUCCUCCGUCACACCCAACAGUGGGGCUGGGAGCCCGAUGGACACACCACCAGCAGCCACUCCGAGGUCGACCACCCCAGGGACCCCUUCCACCAUAGAGACAACCCCUCGCUAGACGUGAACUCAGAACUGUCGGAGGAAAGACAACAAAACCAACACGAAACCAAUUCCUCAUCCUCAGAUGCUCAAAGUUGUUUUUUUGUUUGUUUAUAAACGAACUAUCAUUAUUUCAGUACUUCAGCAAGAGAGGACUUACUGUAUCUUGAGGUGGUAGUAAAAUACAGAGGGCCAGUAACGGGUCGUAAUGACUUAUUGUGGAUAACAAAGAUAUCUUUUCUUUAGAGAACUGAAAAGAGAGCAGAGAAUAUAACAUGAAAUGAUAGAUUUGACCUCCUCCCUGUUAUUUUCUAGUAGCUGGGAUUUUAAACUAGAUGACCUCAUUAACCGAUGCUUUACCAAACAGCAAACCAAGAGAUUGCUAAUUGCUGUUGAAAGCAAAAAUGCUAAUAUUAAAAGUCACAAUGUUCUUUAUAUACUAUAAUGGAA